Tachysurus vachellii is the source of this 3225-nucleotide messenger RNA. It is a transcript of the gene rhebl1, whose product is annotated as Ras homolog, mTORC1 binding like 1. Gene Ontology annotation, cellular component: plasma membrane. The transcript has 8 exons. Gene Ontology annotation, molecular function: GDP binding; GTPase activity; GTP binding. NCBI's taxonomy places the organism in Eukaryota, Metazoa, Chordata, Actinopteri, Siluriformes, Bagridae. The coding region runs from base 324 to 878 and encodes 184 amino acids. The record is from RefSeq and is a predicted model, not a curated record. Gene Ontology annotation, biological process: small GTPase-mediated signal transduction.
CAAGGCGGUGAAUAAGCUUUUUAUCGCUUGUCGAGAUUCGUUUCGAAAACUAGUUUUACAUGGUUACAGCAGGUGACUGUUGACUAAAAAGUAUUCUGGACGACUGUAUUCAAGGUGUAGGCCGUACGUAGAGUUUAUAAUCCAUGCGAUUUUGUCGUUAGAAAAGUUAAAACUCGAGGCCCAGCCAACGGAGCAGCACGGAAGAAAAAAGUUUUGUUAUUGUCAUGUGACGUGAUACGCAUGUGGCGAUAAAGUGUGGCUAAUCUUUCGGCGUAUUUACAACCAGUUACUUGAUUUCAGCGUACAAGUCCUAUUUUCAAGGCAUGCCUCAACCGAAAUAUAGAAAGAUUGCUGUUUUGGGGUACCGGUCUGUAGGAAAGUCCUCUCUCACUAUUCAGUUCGUGGAAGGGCAGUUUGUAGAUGCAUACGACCCUACAAUCGAAAAUACUUUUAAUAAAAUGGUGUCUGUAAAUCGACAAGACUUUAAUCUUCAGCUGGUCGACACUGCUGGACAGGAUGAGUACUCAAUUUUCCCACAGUCUCACUCAAUGGACAUUCACGGUUAUGUUCUGGUGUACUCUGUUACCUCAAUGAAAAGCUUUGAAGUGGUUCAGGUUCUACAUGACAAGCUGCUUGACAUGGUUGGAAAAAUACAGGUGCCUACAGUAUUGGUUGGAAAUAAAAAAGACCUUCACAUGGAAAGAGUUAUUAAACCAGAAGAAGGCAAGAAGUUAGCUGACUCUUGGGGAGCUGCCUUUAUGGAAUCAUCUGCCAAGGAAAACCAGACAGCUGUAGAAGUUUUUAAGCUGAUUAUUUUGGAAAUGGAGAAAGCAGAUGGAAAUGCCCCAUCUGAGGACAAGAAAUGUUGUGUAAUGUAGGUGAUGGUGUCUUACAUAAACACACAGCAAGCUGCCUGGGCAAUGUUAAAAGUGACAUCACCACCAGUCAGCGCGGUUCAGUAUAGUGGUGGGACUGCUGUUCUAAACCUUUAUCCCACUCCUCACAGCAGCUGGAAAGAUUUAUAUAUGAGUGUAUACAAAAUUCAGAAAAGCACUAUGAAUAGUAUGUAAUCCCGGAAAAAGAAAAUCCCCUGAAAGGAAAAUAUCUAUAGCUUCACUUACACUACUGUUCAUUAUCCAUCAAAAUACUUAGAGGUGCAUUUGAAGAAAAUUGUUAAAGCCUCUAGUGUUUUAAUUGUACAUCUUAAAUUCUGACUUUGUUGCAAUGUUGGGCCACAUAGCACACAUCUAAUAACCUCUGUGCCAUAGGGAUUUGUUGAAUGAACUAUGACCUGGUCAACUCCUGCUUGAUAAUAUGCCUUCAACAUAACAUGAAUGAAUUAAUCAUGACUUAUAAAUCCAUUUUUCCAUUCAUGAUUUAAUGUACCUGAUGCACUCUUGAUGUGACUGGGCAGGUAUUAUAUUUUUUCCUCAACAAAUAUUGAGGCCUAAUGCAAGUGCACAUUUUUUAUUUUCAGGUUAAUUUCUCCUCAUUUUAUCUGCUUUUUUUGUCUCUUUGUUAUUAGAGAUGUGCUUUUUUUCUUUAAUUGAUUGUCUAGUAUAGCUUUGCUUUGGUUCAUGCUGCUGCAGCUGUGUGUAGGGUUUGUAAGAAAUGUAGUUCCAUAUGGUGCAAAAGUUCAUUGAACUUUUCCUUGACAAUAUACCAAAGUCAGUCAUCAGCAGGAAAAUGGCUUUUAAAUAAAUACUUUUAUGCCCUAGGAAUAAUGUAGUUGUUUUUUUUUUUUUUUUUUUGCUUUUGAGGUAAAGCAGUUAAUCAUGUUUUAUGGGAUGGUAUAGGGUAAAGUGGAGUUUGAUUAGAUAUUUAGUUUAGCUUCAAAUUAGGCAUUAACAUCAUUGUACAGCAAAGUCUGAAAAAUAGCAUAUCUUGAAUAUGUUGAAAUAUGAGAAUUGAGUUCCUGAAGCUUCAGAAAUUGAAAUGAAUAUUUACUUUCAGAUAGAAAAUUUAGAUUCAGAUCUCUCAAAACAUGUAGUUAUCCAUUAACAAACAUAAAAAAAUAUAUCUAUAUUUUUUUAAUUUUUGUAAUUUGUUCUGGAGAAAGUUUUGGGUUAAAGCAUUUGGACAGUAAGAAGGUAGUAACAUAAUGCUACAGUUUGGGGUAGGAAUGAAAAAGCCCUUACCAUCUGAGUUUGGAGGAAAAAGUGUUUUUCUUCUGUCAAGCUCUAAUUUUUUCAUUAUCAGCUGAUUGUUAAAAACUCAUGGAAAGUUUGAGAUUUAUCCCUUAACACCCAGACAUCCAAACUCUUUAUGAUAAAUAAAGCUAUAAUAUAAAAAACUAUUAAUAAUCUCAUUAAAUUACCACAGUGUUAUAAACUAAAGCAAUUUCCAAGUUAUUUAAUGGUGCCGCACACAAGUAUUCUAGCUGUACAUUUUUCAGGUGUGUGGUUUGAGAAAAUCUUUAGCACACUUGUGGUUCUACAAGGCAAAUUGUUUACUGGAAUAAUGGAAUUGGGUUGGGGUUCAACAUCGAAAGUUUUAGCUUUGUUGGACUGAUUUAACUAUUACGUAUUGUGCAAAUCCUACAUAUUAAAAACUAAAAUAUUUUAUGCUUGAUCAGCCCUAUAAUUCAGACUUAACUUGACUGUCCUUUUGGGGUCUUUAUUUUAAUUAGUGUAGAUAACUGCUAUAUUAAGAAAGAGAGGUGAUGCUGUUUAAAGUGCCUUUACUCCCAAAACAUGUUUGGUCUGUAAUUAUGUCGAAGCAGUGAAUCUUGUCAUAUAUUCUUUACACAAUGUAACGUGAAAGCUCCUACUCAUUUGGCAUCAGACUGCAGUUUGUAUACAUCUUAUCCAGGCUAGUAGCUUGGCCCCACAUUGUCUUGGAUGAACACAUCAAGAAAGGGAUAAAAAUUGCCUGACAGGUUAAAUUAAAACAAUCAUCAUGUAAUCAAAUAAGGCUAUUUCUGGAAUUCAGUGUGAUAAAUCAUGGUGUCAUAAAAAUCAGCAGGUAGUUACCUUUAGUUUAGAUUACUGUUAGAAGGAGGAAAGUUACCAGCAUCCAUUUGUUUAUAAAAUAUUCAGACACAUUAAAUUUUGUUAAUAUAUGGUGCUCUUUCAGGGUUCUUCUUUUUAAUGUCACCUAAAGUUUGUAUUUAUGGGGAAUCCUCUUACUACAUGCCCAUAACCUGAAUCUCUGCUGUGGGGGUCAUAGUUAAUUCAGAAAAUCUUGCUGUAUACAAUUUUGUAUAUACAAAUAAAAUCUGUACUC